Molecule: messenger RNA, 804 nt
Organism: Quercus lobata
Lineage: Eukaryota; Viridiplantae; Streptophyta; Magnoliopsida; Fagales; Fagaceae
Exons: 3
Coding region: 1-804 (267 amino acids)
Biological process (GO): DNA integration
Molecular function (GO): nucleic acid binding
Source: RefSeq, a predicted model, not a curated record
AUGGCCGCCCUAUUAGAGAAGAUUGCCCAUUUGUCAUUGGUGGAUAUCUUGGAGAUGUUGGCAACAAGGUGUGCAACUCAGUUCAUAGUGGAGCUUGGCUUCCCACACGCCGUUUUUGAAGGCGAUUCCAAAGGUAUUAUCAAGGUGCUUGCUGAUGGAUAUUCUGCCUUCUCAAGUUUUGGUCAUCUAGUAAAAGACUUUAGAGAUGCUGAGAAGGUUGACCUAAACGAUAAGCGGAAACUGUCUGAGUUGGUCUUACAUUGGGGUGAUGACACCAACAACACAGAAAAUGAAAUAAAUGUGAUUGAGCAAAUGUGUCCUCCUACAAACUUGAAAGCUCUAACCAUCAAAUAUUAUGGGGGUAAAAGAUUUCCUGUUUGGUUAGGAGAUUGUUCAUUCUCUGAUAUGAAGAACACGCAGACUUAUGUCAAAGCUUGCGACAAAUGCCAGAGAUUUGGUAACGUCAUUAGACAACCGCCGGAAGAACUCACCCCUAUGACAACCCCGUGGCCGUUCGCUCAAUGGGGAUUAGAUAUCAUGGGCCCCUUCCCAACAGCAGUUAGGCAGCUAAAGUUCCUUGUAGUUGGCAUCGACUACUUCACCAAAUGGGUGGAAGCAGAAGCUCUAGCCACUAUCACAGAGAAGAACAUCCGAAGUUUUGUUUGGAAGAACAUCAUUUGUAGGUAUGGGAUACCCAGGGUGCUUGUCUCCGACAACGGAAAGCAGUUCAACAACAAUGCAUUCAGGGAUUUCUGCUCGGAGCUAGGGAUUAAGAACCACUACUCGUCACCUGCUCAUGCAUAA